Molecule: messenger RNA, 1124 nt
Organism: Camelus dromedarius (Arabian camel)
Lineage: Eukaryota; Metazoa; Chordata; Mammalia; Artiodactyla; Camelidae
Gene: NGDN
Product: neuroguidin
Exons: 11
Coding region: 30-977 (315 amino acids)
Biological process (GO): maturation of SSU-rRNA from tricistronic rRNA transcript (SSU-rRNA, 5.8S rRNA, LSU-rRNA)
Cellular component (GO): nucleolus; small-subunit processome
Source: RefSeq, a predicted model, not a curated record
CGUCUCCGGAAGGGGCGGGCUUUGUGAAGAUGGCGGCGCCGGAGGUGUUGGAGUCAGACCUGCCAAAUGCCGUGGCCCUUUUGAAAAACCUGCAGGAGCAGGUGAUGGCUGUCACCACACAAGUGCAAGCUCUGACCAAAAAAGUUCAAGCUAAAGCCUAUCCUACAGAGAAGGGUCUCAGCCUUUUGGAAGUGAAAGAUCAGUUGUUGCUCAUGUACCUGAUGGAUCUGAGUCAUCUCAUCCUGGACAAAUCCUCAGGAAGGUCUCUUCAAGGACAUGCUGCAGUUUUGAGACUGGUGGAGAUUCGCACGGUUUUGGAAAAGCUUCGUCCUUUGGACCAAAAACUGAAGUAUCAAAUUGACAAACUGGUCAAGACUGCAGUGACAGGCAGCCUCAGUGAGAAUGAUCCACUCCAUUUUAAGCCUCAUCCCAGCAACAUGAUGAGCAAGUUGAGCUCUGAGGAUGAGGAAGAAGAUGAAGCAGAGGAAGGCCAGUCUGGGGCCUCCGGGAAGAAAUCUGGAAAAGGGACAGCUAAGAAAUACGUUCCUCCACGCUUGGUUCCAGUGCAUUAUGAUGAAACAGAAGCUGAGCGGGAGAAGAAGCGCCUAGAACGAGCCAAGAGACGGGCAUUGAGCAGCUCUGUCAUCCGGGAACUAAAGGAGCAGUACUCAGAUGCUCCAGAGGAAAUCCGUGAUGCUCGGCACCCUCAUGUUACUCGCCAGAGCCAGGAGGAUCAACACAGGAUUAACUAUGAGGAGAGCAUGAUGGUGCGCUUAAGUGUCAGUAAACGAGAGAAAGGACGGCGAAAACGAGCAAAUAUCAUGAGCUCCCAGCUUCAUUCCCUCACGCACUUCAGUGACAUUAGUGCUUUGACAGGAGGAACCCCUCAUCUUGACGAGGAUCAGAAUCCUACUAAGAAGCGGAAGAAGAUACCUAAGAAAGGUCGGAAGAAGAAAGGUUUUCGGAGGCGGCGGUGAUUAUGGGUGUACAUAUUUAUUUUUUUGUUACCCUGGAAUACUUCUAAUUCUACUGUAUGUAGGUUUUUCCUUGGAAUUCAUUAAUUGUUUGCUCUGAACAUGUGGGAAGAUCUUUAUUAAUAAAAUUGAUUUUACGUACAAAGUGAA